AUGUCCCUCGAGACCGGCGAGCCGCCGAAACUGUAUGGCGUCAACUUCCAGCCGCCGGCACCGUUCGACUUCGCGAAUCCGCCAACGUGGGCGACAUGGCUCAGCCGCUACGAAGACUACGCAGCGGUCUCAGGACUGACGCAAGCGUCGGAAGACAUGCAGAUACGCUCGAUACUGUACUGCAUGGGCCCGGAGGCCCGCCCGCUUCUCGAGACUUUCUCGCUCGACGCCCAGUCGCUCGCUUCAUACCAAGCCCUUGCCACCCGCUUCACUGAGCACUUCAUGCACCGACGUGUUCAGCUGCCCGACGAAAGCGUCGACACGUACUACGCAGAACUGCGCAGGAUGGUUAAGCGCUGUAACUAUCCGUCUGCUGCUGUCGAGGAAAGGCUCGUACGCGACCGGUUCGUCGUCGGCCUCCGCGACUCCCGUCUCUCGGACCAGCUGUGCCGGAACGCGAAGUUGACACUACAGGACGCCUGGACACAAGCCCGUCAAUCCGAAGACGCCGACAGGGAAAAGGCGUUGCCCCAGAACCGCAACGAGCACUCCCGUGAGCUCAACCUCGACGCCGCAAACGCUGACAAGUUCCCCUCUCGUCGUCGCUCCGGCGCUAAGCCUCGUUCGCCACAGCCGCAAGCAGAGCGCUCACGCGAGCCGUCCACAUGCGAAUUCUGCGGCCGCGCGCCUCAUCGACGUUCAGACUGCCCGGCCCGACGCUCCGCCUGCAACUUCUGCAAAAAGAAAGGCCACUUUGCCGAAGUAUGCGGCUCACGGAAGUUCAAGCAGUACAAGCUCAGCUCCGUUCACCUGCACGCCGUCGCGACGCCCGCCUCGGCAAAGUUCGUCGACGUCACCGUUGACGACUACACGGCGCAGUUCAAGGUCGACUCCGGAGCCGAAGUAUCUGCUGUUCCCAGCGACUUUCCUACCUUGCCUGCCAAACUCGACCAAGUCGACACUCUGCUCACUGGCCCGGGAGGACAGCCACUGCGCGUGCUGGGCUCGUAUGUGUCUCUCACUGUGCCUCUUCUGGGACUGCCUGCGCUCCAAGCCCUCCAAGUAGUUCGGUUUCUUGAUCAACUCAAGACUUCAAAAGCGACGCUGCACGCCGAGCUCUUCAAUGGAUUGGGCACCCUCAAGGAUGAAUACAACAUCCCGUUGAAACCCGAUGCCGUACCUUUCUCGCUAAGCGUACCUCGCAGGAUCCCCAUCCCGCUGCUCGAGAUCGUCCGCCGCGAGCUGGACAAAUUGGAAAGCGCAGGCGUGAUCCGCAGGGUCGACAAGCCAACACCAUGGUGCUCGGGUCUCGUCGUCGUCCGGAAAGGCGAUGGUUCCUACCGCCUCUGCGUCGACUUAACACAACUCAACAAGGUCGUCCUUCGUGAAAGACAUAUUCUGCCAACUGUCGAGCAAGUCCUUGGCCUCCUCGGUGAUGCAACAGUUUUUUCGAAGCUGGACGCGACCGCAAGCUUCCACCAGGUGAAGCUCUCUGAAGACUCCCAAGAGCUUACGACAUUCAUCACCCCAUAUGGCCGAUACUGCUUCUGCCGGCUGCCCUUUGGCAUCACCUCCGCACCAGAGUACUUCCAAAAGCAGAUGGAACAUGACGCCAGACUGAGCCAGGUGCUAUCUCGCCUUGCAAAAGCAGGUAUCACAUUGAACCAGGACAAGUGUCGUUUUGGGGUACCCGAGGUCUCCUUCCUCGGAGUUGUCGUCUCAGCACAGGGCAUCAGGCCAGAUCCGGGCAAGGUCGAAGCAGUCAAAGCCAUGGAAGCUCCAACGGACGUUGCUGGCAUUAAAAGACUGCUCGGAAUGGUGAACCAUCUUGCCAGGUUCUUGCCACACAUCUCGGACGUCACAGCUCCCAUCAGAGCCUUACUGAACAAGUCUGCGAGUUGGGUGUGGCAGCAUGAGCAAAAGGCAGCAUUCGAGAAAAUCAAGGAACUCUUGACGUCAGACAGGUGCAUGGCCAAGUACCACCCGUCGUACGCCACUACGGUGUCUGCAGACGCAAGCUCAUUCGGACUCUGCGCAGUUUUGCUACAGACGCAACCCUCAGGAGAGCGCCGCCCAGUCGCGUUCGCUUCGAGGUCAAUGACAGAUACCGAGCAGCGUUACAGCCAGACUGAAAAAGAAGCUUUGGCAACGACGUGGGCUAUCCAAAGGUUCGACGAGUUCGUCCGUGGCAUACCCUUCGACGUCGAGAGUGGCCACCUGCCACUGGUUUCGCUUCUCGGAAAGAUGGAGCUGAACAUGUUGCCGCCUCGUAUUCAGAGACUACGGCUGAAGACCAUGCGAUACCAGUUCCGUUUGCUGCACGUGCCAGGAAAGCUGCUAGCCACAGCUGAUACGUUGUCGUGCAUCACCUACAAGCCACCCACACCUCUAGACACUAUCGAACUUUUUGCAGCACAGGUAGUCGGCUGCAUGUCGGAAGUCUCGCCACUCAGCCCUAAAGACGUGGGACAGGCACAAGAGUUUGAUGACGAGCUCUCUGUCUGCGACGGAGUUCUGCUGAAAGGCGCCCGGAUAGUCAUCCCAUCGUCCCUUCGGCCAGCGGUCUUGACGCUGUUCCAUGAAGGUCAUCAGGGCAUCAACAGGACCAAAGUCCUAGCUCGGGAGUCAGUUUGGUGGCCCGGUAUCUCGACAGACAUCGCCUCUCUCGUUGCCAACUGUGAACAGUGCGCUUCCACCCGCGUGAACUUUGCCGAGCCCCUGCUCUCCACGGCCCUACCUGGACAUCCCUGGGAGUUCCUUGGAAUGGACUUGUUCCACCUCAACGGCCAGACGUACAUCCUGGUGGUAGACUAUUACUCAAGGUUCCCUGAGGUGGUGACUCUGAGGAGCACGACGGCUCAGGCAGUCAUUGACGCUCUCAAAUCCAUCUUUGCCCGCCAUGGAAUCCGGCAAGAAGUCAGGUCAGACAACGGCCCACCGCUCUCGUCGCAAGAGUUCGCGGCAUUUGCAGCGUCAUACGGCUUUAACCACAGGACCAGCAGUCCACACUACGCUCAAUCGAACGGAGAGGUGGAGAGGAUGGUGCGUACUAUCAAGGACCUGUUUCGCAAGUCAAAGGAUCCUUAUCUGGCUCUGCUCAUGUAUAGGGACACUCCAGGAGUCAACGGCUUUAGUCCAGCCCAGCUGUUGAUGGGACGUCAACUCGGAACCAGAGUCCCAAAGCAAGGCUCCCAGCUAUGUCCCAACUGGCCCCCAAUGAAAGAAAUCGUCGCCAAGGAUGCGACUUACAAGCAGAAGCAGGCCGACAACUACAACAGGCAUCAUGGAGCUCGAGACUUACCGCCACUCCAAACAGGUCAGCGCGUCUGGGUGCGACCUGAUCAAGUGCAGGCUACAGUCCUCAGUCCGGGGCAAAAACCAAGAAGCUACGUGGUCGAAAUGGAGCGAGGUGGCACCCUACAGCGCAACCGGCGUCACCUAGUGCCUUUUGGGCCUACUGCCUCCGGAGCAGAACCACCCCCACUGCAGCAAGUUCGCUGUCAGGAGCCUCGGCCUGCCAACAUCGUGGAAUCGACGGUCCCCCUCGGACAGUCUGGGCAACAGUCCCCUGCAGCCACGGACCGCAGUGAUGGUGUGACACGAACACGUUACGGCAGGCCUAUUGUUCCGCCGCGCCGUUUGAACUUGUGA
Dermacentor andersoni is the source of this 3651-nucleotide messenger RNA. NCBI's taxonomy places the organism in Eukaryota, Metazoa, Arthropoda, Arachnida, Ixodida, Ixodidae. The record is from RefSeq and is a predicted model, not a curated record.